Molecule: messenger RNA, 942 nt
Organism: Cryphonectria parasitica EP155
Lineage: Eukaryota; Fungi; Ascomycota; Sordariomycetes; Diaporthales; Cryphonectriaceae
Product: YWTD domain-containing protein
Exons: 1
Coding region: 1-942 (313 amino acids)
Source: RefSeq, a predicted model, not a curated record
AUGGGCUCCCAACCACCACCCACACAACGCCUAUACUUCCUCGACACAGACCUCUCUCACCCGCACCCAAGACAAGGCCGCAUCCUCUCCUGCCACCCAGACGGCACCAACCUCCAAACCAUCAUCGACAACCUGCCCGGCCUCCCCGACAGCAUCACCCUCGACCGCGACGCAGGCCACAUGUACUGGACCAACAUGGGCGGAGGCCACACGCCGCGGCUCCCCACCGGCUCCAUCGAGCGCGCCAACCUCGACGGCUCGGGGCGCAAGGUGGUCGUCCCGCCCGGCACACGGGGCGUCUUCACGCCCCAGCAGAUCACAGCCAGGGGCGGGACGCUGUACUGGUGCGACAGGGAGGGGAUGAAGGUGAUGCGGUGCAGCAAGCCCGACGGCGCCGACCUCGAGACGCUCGUCUCGACGGGCGACACGGACGAGGAGAGGGGCGAUCCGAGGAGGUGGUGCGUCGGCGUCGCGGUCGACGAGCCGAGGGGGGUUUUCUACUGGACACAAAAGGGCGGAUCUGCGGCGGCGGCGGCGGCGGCGGACGGUAGCACGAGUAACGGCAAGAUCUGCCGGGCGCGCAUUCAAGGCCCGCAGGGUGCUUAUCCAGAGAAGAGGUGGGAUGUGGAGGUUGUGUUUGACGGCCUGCCUGAGCCGCUUCACCUCGAUAUGGACGAGGAGAGCCAGUCGCUGUACUGGACGGAUCGUGGAGGCCCCAAGGGCGAGAGCAGGCUGAACAGGGCGGCUGUGGGAAUGGGAGGCGUGCCGCAGGUGCUGGCGACUGGGCUGCGCAAAAUCAUCGGCCUGGCGGUUGAUAGAGAGGCAGACAUGGCUUAUGUCACUGAUCUGGCGGGCGGUGUGUACGCCAUCGACAUCAAGACGAGAAGGAAGACAGCCUUGUUCAACAGGGUAGGAGAUAUCACAGGUAUUGCGCUGGGAUGA